Molecule: messenger RNA, 297 nt
Organism: Akanthomyces muscarius
Lineage: Eukaryota; Fungi; Ascomycota; Sordariomycetes; Hypocreales; Cordycipitaceae
Exons: 5
Coding region: 1-297 (98 amino acids)
Source: RefSeq, a predicted model, not a curated record
AUGUCGCUUGGCAGAUCGCCAGCAGCAAGCUGUGUGCAACAUGUUGCCAUUGACGCUCCCGUCCGCUCCGGCGCAAAGCUCAGCCUGGUUACUCCCGUCUCUCGCAUUUGGAAAGUCCCGGAGACGCUACGAUUGAGCAUUUCGCCGUCAACUGCCCAUAAUAAGUCAAUUAAUGUUGCUAUCGGCGGUGAUUUCCGGCCGCCUUUACCUCGGUCAUCUCCAUCUAGCACAAAGCCUGUCGGCCGCGGAGCAGGGCACCCCCGGGGGAUCCCUCCGCAAUCCUUCAUCCCCUCCUAG